AUGUCCGCUGAGGUCCGUGUUCAUUUGAGAGUGGCAACCGACAACAUGGUUGAUCCCCGUCCAUACCACGUUCUCAGCUACGGCACCCUUUUGGGUGUGCAGAUCUACCAGUCGUUCGUGUCGGGCGUCAUCGCAUUCAAAGCCCUGCCUCGGCCGCAGUUCGCGCAGCUCCAGACGGCCACUUUCCCCAUCUACUUCUCUCUCCAGUCCGCGCUGCCCGUCGUCGUUGCGUUGACGGCCAGCCGGGCGGGCCAGCUGCAUGGCGUCUCCGGUCUUUUGGAGCCCGAGAACCGGGGCACGCUUCUUUCCAUGGCCACCGUCGCCAUCGCCAGCUUCGUCAACUUGACCGUCCUGCGUCCGAUGACGGUCAAUGUCAUGCGCGAGCGGAAGCACCAGGGGGUGCCAGAAACUCGCGACGGCAAGAAGAGCUAUGAUCCGGCUCCCCAUUCCAAGGAGAUGAUCGCUCUCAACAAGAAGUUCGGCCGUCUUCACGGUAUCUCUAGCUUGGUUAAUCUGGUUUGCCUGGGUGCUACGGUCUACUACGGUGCUGUGCUCGGGAAGCAGUUGGCGUAGGUGUCGGGCUUGCCUGAUUUCUGCAAGGACAUGGAGAGAGACACGGGGGGUGGGGGGUGGGGGAGAUUACUCCCAAACUAGGGUAGAGGCUGGUUAUAGCAUUUAUGCAAUUCACAACUAAGAUCCAAUGGACAAUGGCAAAUCCAUGAAUGGGACCAAUGGUGUAUUUAUCCAAGGUUAGUAACAUGGUGGAGCUAACAAUAUGUAUUUCUCUG
This is a messenger RNA of Aspergillus brunneoviolaceus CBS 621.78, 788 nucleotides long. Its product is annotated as DUF4149 domain-containing protein. The record is from RefSeq and is a predicted model, not a curated record. NCBI's taxonomy places the organism in Eukaryota, Fungi, Ascomycota, Eurotiomycetes, Eurotiales, Aspergillaceae. The coding region runs from base 1 to 573 and encodes 190 amino acids. The transcript has 5 exons.